AUGAUGCAGCUAUUAUCGCUUGCACCCACGUGCGCCUCACUCUCCUGUGUCCCCGCGGCCCCCCGCGCACCUCUUGUUUCCGCGGAGGCAAGCUUCCGCACGUCCGCAGCCCGUUUCCGCAAUUCCAGUCCCCGCUUUCACCACUCUUCUCCGCUAGUCGCGCUAUCUCCCCUCAAAAGCGCCUCCUCCGCGCGAUUCUCUCCUCUGAACGCUCGACUGCUCCGGACGCCGCCGCACGGGGCGACUGCGGCUUCUCGCGGGGGAAGCGCGCGCGCCAGGGGGAAGGGGGAUGAGGAUGCGGACCCGCGCGAGCGCGCGGAGCCGGUGGAGGCGGAAAUUGUGGGGGAAGAUGAGUGGGACCAGUGGCGGGGACGGGGGAGGGCGGGCGGAAGCGGAAUGCGCGGAGCGCAGGGGGGUUUUAGUGCGGACGAGCGGGAGAUGCUGCGCAGAUUGGGCGCGGAGGAGCUUCCCCCCGGGUGGGAUUCCGCCGACGUGUAUCUGCUAGAGGAGAACGUGUGGGCUAGCAAACCCUUCUGGUGCCAGCCGUGGACGAUAGUUCUGACGGGAGCCAUGGUGGUGGGGAUGUCAUGGGUGGUGCUGCAUUUCAUCUUCGUCACGCUCCUCGUCGCGGCUGCCAUCGGUGUCUGGUGGCUCACCUUCCUCGUUGCAUACCCCGCUGCUUACAAGGAAAUGGUGCAAGAGGAGAGGAGGAGGAGGGGAAUGUAA
Messenger RNA from Closterium sp. Naga37s-1, 726 nucleotides. NCBI's taxonomy places the organism in Eukaryota, Viridiplantae, Streptophyta, Zygnematophyceae, Desmidiales, Closteriaceae. The record is from the annotation of a GenBank genome assembly.